Exaiptasia diaphana is the source of this 2123-nucleotide messenger RNA. RefSeq names its product alkaline phosphatase. Gene Ontology annotation, molecular function: alkaline phosphatase activity. NCBI's taxonomy places the organism in Eukaryota, Metazoa, Cnidaria, Anthozoa, Actiniaria, Aiptasiidae. The transcript has 9 exons. The coding region runs from base 232 to 1896 and encodes 554 amino acids. The record is from RefSeq and is a predicted model, not a curated record. Gene Ontology annotation, biological process: dephosphorylation.
UGUUGAUCAGAAGACGAUGGCUGGAUAAACUCCCAAAUUGAAUCCGAAAUUCUUGCUUAACAACUAGUUUGCAMCGAAUGAAGCKUUCCUCCUAAAACCCAUGAUCAAAGUUCGUUCGACUGUCGUUCGUAUGGGUUAUCUAGGGGCUAUCCGCAGGUGGCUCAAGUUAGACGAGCCUUGAAUAUCAAUAUCAGCACUCUGUCUUGGUGAAGUUUGACUACAACUUUGAAGAUGAUCAUCGUUGCUACUGCUUUCAUUGUUCUCAAGGUGUUCUUCUCAUAUAAUUCAGGUGUGGUCAGUGUUGAACUUUCCAAAAGUCAAGSAAAUAACCAGUGGUACCGAGAUGGAGUCGAUCUCAUCCGAACAAAUCUCAAAGUCAAAGAAAACCGUGCGACCGCAAAGAAUGCUAUCAUGUUUCUUGGAGACGGYAUGGGAAUCAGUACCGUGACMGCUGCGCGUAUUUUAGAAGGACAAAUGCGUGGCAAAACAGGAGAAGAAAAUUUCCUAAGCUUUGAGAAAUGGCCCUGGACGGCUCUUUCUAAGACAUACAACACGGAUUUACAAACUGCKGACUCAGCUGGAACUGCGGUCGCUUACUUGAGUGGUGUUAAAACAAGAGGAGGGGUGAUUGGUGUAGACGAAACUGUACGUCGUGGGUACUGCUUGGAUAUUACGGAAGCCAGUAAAGUUAAAUCAAUACUGACAUUUGCUGAAGAAGCCGGGAUGUCAACAGGAUUCGUUACAACAGCUCGCGCUACUCAUGCUUCUCCUGCGGUCUUGUAUGCGUAUACUGCYGACAGGGGUUGGGAAUACAGCACCAGUAGCGCUAAAGAUAACGGGACUAGCUGUAAAGAUAUAGCUCUUCAACUAGUAGAAUACUCUGAGGGUGAUGGCAUCGAUGUAGUCUUUGCUGGCGGAAGAAGAGCAUUUUAUCCGAACACAGUACCAGACCCUGAAUACCCUGACAAAAAUGGCACGAGAUCCGACGGUCGUAAUCUUAUUAACGAGUGGUUGGAGAAAAAUCCCGGUGCGGUCUAUCUGUGGAAUAAGACUGACUUUGAUUCWUUAGACGUUAAUAAAGUAAAGCGAGUGAUGGGGCUUUUUCAGCCUAGUCAUAUGCAGUAUGAGGUCGAACGAGCCAGCGACGCAGCCGGAGAGCCKUCAAUAGCAGAAAUGACAGAAACUGCUAUCAAGAUACUUAGUAAAAAYCCCAAAGGUUUCUUCUUAUUUGUUGAAGGUGGUCGUAUCGACCAUGGUCACCAUAGCAGCAAAGCUGUCAAGGCUUUGACYGACAAYGUUGCCAUGGCAARAGCUGUUACCAAGGCAAUUAGUAUUCUGGACRARGAAGAAACACUAAUGGUGACUACCGCUGAUCAUAGUCACGUGUUCAGCAUGGCGGGAUAUCCACGACGUGGAAAUCCCAUAUUUGGUAUUGUUAUUGAACCCGACAAUACUACUGCAAUUGGCAARGAUGGGUUACCKUAUACAACCUUGGGCUAUGCCAAUGGACCCGGGGGCCUGGUCCCGGGUACUAAUAGGAGUAACUUAACGGGUGUUAAUACCGMUGACAAGGACUUUAAACAGCARUCUCUYGUCUUGAAGUCUAGUGAGACGCAYGGAGCUGAAGAUGUUGGUAUCUACGCCACAGGCCCUGGUGCCUAUUUAUUCCACGGCGUUGUUGAACAAAACUAUAUCUUCCAUGUAAUGGACCACGCCCUUUGUCUUACACCAAGCAAACAAGGCACGUGUUUGAAGCAUGUGCAACGGGGUGGGAAAGCGCCCACCUCAAAACCCAAACCUCCUUCAUCGGCUGUUGCUAUGAGCGCCUGGGGCUAUUUAGCUAUCUUCUUAUUGCUAUCUCUUAGCCUGUUGAUACAAUAUAUUAGUGAUUGUUAGUUUUUCUACUUUGUCUGGAGAAUUCGAAGAUCCAUUACUCUGUUUUCCUUGCAGCCGAGCAAAUAUAUCAUUUCCGUAGAAAAUACAAUUUGGACACACUAAAAAACCGACGUCCCAAAACUAGAAAUAUCCGUACGUACGUUUACGUAGCAUAGCGGUGUCCCUCAUAGGCACUCACAUGAYAURUGAUUCCUUGUUUUAAAUAAACCAGAUUUUCAUCUCUUUUU